Molecule: messenger RNA, 9552 nt
Organism: Coregonus clupeaformis (lake whitefish)
Lineage: Eukaryota; Metazoa; Chordata; Actinopteri; Salmoniformes; Salmonidae
Gene: cdh23
Product: cadherin-related 23
Exons: 47
Coding region: 1-7671 (2556 amino acids)
Biological process (GO): homophilic cell-cell adhesion
Cellular component (GO): plasma membrane
Molecular function (GO): calcium ion binding
Source: RefSeq, a predicted model, not a curated record
AUGCUCGCAGUCAAACAACCAAUAAUAACGUGCAACCCUGUGUUUGGUCUGGACUGCGUUCUCACUGGCAGCGAACUGCACCACUGUGAAACCACCCUUUUUGAGCGAACCACGGUGCUAGCAAUAGACCCAGACGAUGGGGACAAUGGGACAGUGGUGUACAGCAUCAGCCCAGAGAACCCCUUCUACACCAUCAACAGCAGCACAGGGAAGAUCAGGACCAGCGGGGUUGUGCUGGACAGAGAGAGUUCCAACCCCAAAGACACCCUGCACAUGAGGACCAUCAUCGUGUCUGCUGUCGACAUUGGCAGACCUCCACUGCGUUCUUCAGUCAGCACCACGGUGUACGUCAACUUGCUGGACCUGAAUGACAACGACCCCACCUUCCUUAACCUGCCCUUUGUGGCCGAGGUGCCAGAAGGCCUGCCUAGUGGAUCCUCUGUGUUCAAGAUCCAGGUGGAUGACCCUGAUGAGGAGGAGAAUGGUAUGGUUACCAUGGCGCUACUGGUGGGCAUGCCACGCCUUGACUUCUAUCUCAACAGCACCACGGGCGUGCUGUACUCCACAGCAACGCUGGACCGCGAGCAGAUUGGCCAGUACCACCUGAGGAUUGUGGCAUACGACAAAGGGCAGAAACCACGCACCUCCACCAGCACCCUCACCAUCACAGUCCUAGAUGCCAACGACGAGACCCCCACGUUCUUCCCCAAAGUGUACAAUGUGUCCCUGCAGGAGAGCGUCCCCAGGGACCAUGUGGUGGCUCACCUCAACUGCUUCGACAACGACGCCGGCCUCAACGCUGAGCUCAGCUACUUCAUCACAGAUGGUAACCAGGAUGGUAAAUUCAGUGUUGGCUUCAGAAAUGGUGUGGUCCGGACUGUGGUUGCCCUGGACAGAGAGACACUGGCUGCAUACAAACUGGUCAUAGAGGCUAUCGACAAUGGUCCAGCAGGCAGCAGGAGGACAGGCACAGCCACAGUGUUUGUAGAAGUACUGGACGUGAACGACAACAGACCCAUCUUCCUCCAGAACAGCUACGAGACCAGCAUACUGGAGAAUGUCCCCAUUGGAACCAGCAUCCUGCAGGUGCAGGCCACAGAUGCAGACCAGGGGGAGAACGGCAGGGUUCUAUACAAGAUCCUCUCUGGAAACAGUAAAAAUCUGUUCAGCAUCAAUGAGUCGUCAGGGCUCGUGACACGGGGCCAGACGGCUCUGGACAGAGAGAGCAGCAGCUCCCACGUGCUGGAGGUAGAGGCCUACAACAGAGACCAAGGCAGGAUGAGGAGCUCCAUACGGGUGAUAGUGUAUGUGGAGGACGCCAACGACGAGCCACCAGUGUUCACCCAGCAGCAGUACAACCGCCUGGGCCUGAGGGAGACCGCUGGCAUUGGCACCUCUGUCAUCGUAGUCCGAGCCACCGACCCCGACACCGGUGACGGCGGGGCGGUGGCCUACGCCAUCAUCUCCGGCUCCGACCGUAAGUUCGAUGUGGACGUGAGCACGGGCUUGGUGACCACUGUAGACUACCUAGACUACGAGACCAAGACCAGCUACCUGAUGAACGUGUCGGCUACUAACCAGGCGCCGCCGUUCCAUCGUGGCUUCUGCACGGUCUACGUGACCUUACUUAACGAGCUGGACGAGGCGGUGGCGUUCUUCUCGGCGGGCUACGAGGUGUCGCUCCAGGAGAACAUCGCCACGGGAACGGAGGUGGUGCAGGUACAGGCGCAGUCGGCGGACAACCUCAACCAGCUGUCGUACCGCUUCGACCCGGACACGUCGCCAGCCGCCCUAACCCUCUUCAAGAUCGACAGUAUCACGGGUUGUAUCACAGUCACAGGGCUGCUGGACAGAGAGAAGGGGGACCUCUACACCCUGACUGUAGUGGCUGACGAUGGGGGACCAAAAAAAGACUCCACUGUGAAGGUGUCAAUCACCAUACUGGAUGAGAAUGACAACAGUCCUGAGUUUGAUAUCACAUCUGAUUCGGCGGUGGAGAUUCCAGAGAACACGCCCAUCGGGAAGAGAGUGGCUGUGGUGCUGGGGCGCGACAAAGAUGCCGGGAAUAAUGGACUGGUGAACUUCAGUCUGGUGGCAGGAAAUAUGCAGGAUGUGUUUGAGAUCCGGACAGUGAACCACACCUAUGGAGAGAUCUACGUCAACUCCCCUCUGGACAGAGAGUCUGUUGACCGCUACCUGCUCAAGGUGCGUGCCAUGGACAGCGGUGUGCCUCCCCACUACAGAGACCUCUCUCUCACUGUCAACAUCCUGGACGUCAACGACAACACACCCAUCAUCGAGAGCCAGGGGGGCUACAACGUCAGCGUCAGCGAAAAUGUGGGGGGCGGUACGUCCGUCCUGCGCGUGGUGGCCACGGACCGUGACAUCGGGACAAACGCCAUGCUCUUCUACUACAUCACCGCGGGUAACCAGGACCUCACCUUCCGUAUGGACCGCAUGACCGGCGAGAUGGUGACCCGACCGUGCCCACCCGACCGCGAGCGCCAGCAGGAGUACCGGCUGACCGUGAUGGUGGAGGACGAUGGCACGCCGCCACUAUCAUCAUCGACCACCAUCUACGUGCAUAUAGUGGAUGAAAACGACAACGCGCCAGAGUUUCCAGAGGAGGAGUAUGUGACGGUGCUGAGCGAGGGCCCCGACACCUUGGGGGCCACCAUUGCCACAGUAACCGCCAUCGACCCAGACGAGGGCCCCAACGGCACCCUCCGAUACACCAUCGACCACGGCAACCUGGCCAUCACCUUCCGCAUCAAUCACAUUACCGGAAAGAUUGUUGCAGUGAAGGAGCUGGACUUUGAGAUCAGCAAUGGACAUUAUGCACUUGUCGUCACAGCAACAGACCAGUGUCCCAUCCAUGCCCUCCGCCUGACAUCCAGCACCACGGUGUUGGUGAAUGUCCUGGAUGUGAACGAUGUGACCCCCACCUUCCCCAAGGACUAUGAGGGGCCCUUUAAGAUAACAGAGGGCCAGCCGGGGCCCCGGGUCUGGACCCUCAAAGCCACCGACCAAGACUCUGGACUCAACGGCAAAGUGGAGUACAGCAUCACUGCUGGAGACCCCCAGAUGGAGGGAGAGCUGCGUGUGAGGAGAGACGUGGAGCUGGACAGAGAGACCACACCCUUCUACAACAUCACUGUCAUGGCCAAAGACCUGGGCAACCCACCACGCAGCAGCAUGGUGGUGGUGGGUGUUCAGGUUCUGGACAUCAAUGACAACGACCCCGUGCUGCUCAACCUGCCCCACAACACCAGUGUGAGCGAGGGGGCGUCCGUCCACACCUCGGUGGCCAGGGUCAGAGCGCGGGAUGCGGACAGUGGACGCAACGCCCUGCUCACCUACAACAUCACCGCCGGAAACCGCGACGGAGCCUUCUACAUCAAUGACACUACAGGGGUGGUGCAGGUGAACAGGCCUCUGGACAGAGAGAGGGUGGCGGAGUACACACUGGCCAUCACGGUCAAAGACAACCCUGAGAACCCCCGCAUCGCUCGCCGGGACUCAGAACUGCUGGUGAUCACAGUUCUGGAUGAGAAUGACAACAGGCCCAUAUUCACACAGACCAGCUACCAGGCUGAGAUCACUGAGAACUCCCCCGCAGGCAGUGCUGUGUUAGUGUUGAAUGGACCAGUGUUGGCUGAGGACAAAGACAUUGGGCCCAACGCUGUGGUCAGGUACCGUCUGCUGGGAACAAGACUGGACCUCUUCACUGUGGACUCUGAUACAGGAGUGGUGUGUGUGCGACAGGUGGCGCUGUUGGACCGUGAGACGUUUGUGGAGCCGUGGGUGGAACUGUUCCUGGUGGGGGAGGAUGUGUGGGGGCUCAACAGCAGUGUGCCCCUCACUGUGACCAUCCUGGAUCAGAACGACAACCCUCCUGUCUUCAACCCCCCCAGCCUAACUGUGCACCUUCCUGAGAACAGCCCCACUGGUGUGGUGGUGACACAGCUGUCUGCCAGUGACGCUGAUUCGGGCUCUAACGCCUGGCUGCUGUACCGGCUGGAGAGUGGCGCCCAGGACCGCUUCAUAGUCGACUCCCUGUCUGGCGCCGUUCUGGUGGGCAACGUCAUCCUCGACCGUGAGGAGCGCGGCUCCUACCACCUGGUCAUCUUGGCUACCGACCGCGGCACGCCCUCGUUGUCGGGCACUGGCACCCUGUCGGUCAUCCUGGAUGAUGUCAAUGACUCGCGACCGCGUUUCAUUGAACCCGUGACGACUAUUAACCUAAACGAGUCUACGCCGCCAGGCGUGGUGGUGGCUACGCUUGCCGCCGAGGAUUAUGACCUACGACCCCGGCUGGAAUAUUACAUAAUCUCUGUGGAGGCCAAGGAUGAUGGGAAUAACCCUGUAGAUGGGCUGCAAGAGUCGUUCGGCAUCGAUUUCCACACGGGUGCUGUGUUUGUGCGUAACCCACUCAACAGAGAGCUGGUGGCCACAUUUGAGAUCCUCGUGUCGGUGCAUGACAACGCUAGUGAUGUCAUCGACAUGUCAGUCAGCGUACCUAAUGCGAGACUGACAGUGAAUGUGCUGGAUGUGAAUGACAACGCUCCGCGGUUCAGACCCUUUGGAGUGGCCAACUUCUCAGAGAAGAUUCUGGAAGGGGCUCAGCCAGGCACCACUCUGCUGUCGGUGUCAGCCGUGGACCCAGACAAAGGCCCUAACGGACAGGUCAUCUACCAGCUGCUACACCUGCCCCGAGGGGACUACCUCAGACUGGAGGACCCCUCUACUGGUAAGAUCGUAGCCAACCAGAUGGUGGACUUUGAGCAGGUGCAGUGGCUGAACUUCACAGUGAGAGCUCAGGACCACGGCAGUCCACCCAGAGUGGCUGAGCUUCCUGUCUACCUGCGUAUAGUAGACAUCAACGAUAACAAGCCCAUCUUUACACAACCCUCUUACAAGAAGCCAGUGUUUGAGGAUGUUGACUUGGGCACGGUCAUAGUGAGAGUCAGUGCCACAGACGCAGACUCGGGCCUCUUCUCUGUCAUCGAGUACGGCCUGGUAGACGGAGAGGGCAAGUUUGGCAUCACUCCCUCCACUGGUGACAUCUACAUUCUGUCUCCACUGGACAGAGAGACUAAAGACCACUACACCCUGACGGCCAUCGCUAGGGACAACCCUGGGGGCAGCCACAACAACCGACGGGAGAACUCUGUUCAGGUCUUGGUUGUCGUUCUGGAUGUGAAUGACUUCCGUCCACGGUUCUCAGAGCAGGUCUUUGAGACCAGUAUGUUUGAGAACGAGCCCAGUGGGACAUCCGUGAUCAAGCUGACUGCCACUGACCUGGAUGAGGGGGAGAACGGUCUGCUGUCCUACAGCAUGCAGGGCCCGGGGGCAGAUGCCUUCUCUCUGGACGCUGACACAGGCCUGGUGCGUUCUCGCCGUCUGCUGCAGUCCUUUGAGUGCUUUAACCUGACGGUGGUGGCCACAGACCAGGGCAGACCACCCCUCUGGGGCACCGCCACCUUACACAUCAUCAUCAUAGAUGUCAACGACAACAGGCCCAUGUUCGUCAGGCCCACCAACGGCACCAUCAUGCACAUCAUGGAGGAGCAGGCCCCAGGUCUACUGGUGUACGAGGUGUUUGCGACAGAUGGGGAUGAGGGGGUGAAUGGAGAGGUGCGCUAUGCCUUCCUCCAGACAGGCGUUAGGAACAGAGAUUGGGAGAACUUCCACAUUGACGCUAUUACAGGAGUCAUCACCACCGCCGUCAAACUGGACCGAGAGAAGCAGGCCCUGCACAGUCUGAUUGUUGUGGCCUAUGACCUAGGUCAGCCCGUGCCUUAUGAGACAACCCAGCCCCUACAGGUGGCGCUGUUGGACAUCGAUGACAACGAGCCCGUCUUCUUCAAGCCCCUGCAAGGCAGCCUGCCGUACCAGACUCUGUCUGUGGCAGAGCACUCUACUCCAGGGACAGUAGUUGGUAAUGUGACAGGAGCUGUGGACGCAGACGAAGGCUCGAACGCUGUAGUCUACUACUUCAUAGCAGGGGGAGAUACUGAGGGGAACUUUGGCCUGAACCCAGAGGGCAUACUGAAGGUGAAGAAGGAUCUGGACCGUGAGGACAUCUCAGUGUACUCCAUCAUCGUCAAGGCAUCCAGCCACAGGAAUUGGGUCCCUCCCAGGGAUCAGAGGUCAGCCCGGGGUAGCGCCCUUGACCCCAGCCAUGACCCCACUCUGCAGGAGAUCAGAAUCUACCUGGAGGACAUCAACGACCAGCCACCACGCUUCACCAAGCUGGAGUACACUGCAGGUGUGGCUGCUGAUGCCAAGGUGGGUUCAGAUCUGAUCCGGGUACAGGCCAUAGACAACGACGUAGGGAACAACAGCCUGGUGCUGUACCAUGUCCUGUCCAUCCGCUACAUUCAACUCCAGUCCAAUGACUCUGAGGACAUAGGAAACGUCUUCACCAUAGGAGAGAUAGAUGGGAUCAUCCGUACCUUUGACCUGUUCACGGCCUACGACCCGGGCUACUUCAUGGUGGAGGUAUUGGCACGGGACCUGGCGGGCCACAGUGACAUCGCCAUGGUGGGCAUCUACAUCCUGCGGGACGACCAGCGGGUGAAGAUCAUCAUCAACGAGGUACCCGAGCGGGUACGACAGUUCCAAGAAGAGUUUAUCAACCUGCUAUCCAACAUCACCAGAGCCAUAGUCAACACGGACGAUGUGCAGUUCCACGUGGACAAGAAAGGCAGAGUGAACUUUGCCCAGACAGACGUGCUCAUACACGUGGUCAACAAGCAGACCAACCGCAUCCUGGAUGUGGAAAAGGUGAUUCAGAUGAUUGAUGAGAACAAGGAACAGCUGAGGAACCUGUUCAGGAAUUACAACAUCCUGGACGUCCAGCCUGCCGUCAGCAGGAGAGCACCUGAUGACCUCACAACGCUACAGAUGGCCAUCAUUAUCCUAGCUGUGUUGCUCUUCUUGGCGGCCAUGUUGUUUAUCUUCACGAACUGGUACUAUCGCACAGUACACAAGAGGAAGCUGAAAGCCAUUGUAGCAGGAUCCACAGGGAACCAAGGUCUCAUGGACAUCCUGGAUAUGCCCAACACCAAUAUAUACUCAUUUGAGGGGGCCAACCCUGUUUGGCUGGACCCGUUCUGUCGGAACCUGGAGCUAGCUGCCCAGGCAGAGCACGAAGACGACCUGCCGGAGAACCUCAGUGAGAUCACUGACCUGUGGAACAGUCCUGCUCGCACUCACGGAACGUUUGGCCGCGAGCCCCAGGCCAAGCCUGGGGAUGAGCGCUACCUGAGGGCAGCCAUCCAGGAGUACGACAACGUCGCCAAGCUGGGCCAGAUCAUGAGGGAGGGGCCCAUUAAGCUGAUCCAGAGUGACCUGGAUGAUGACGAGGAUGAGCGCAUGGGUGACAGCUGGGGCACGCUGCACUUCAAACACAAGCUCCCCGUUGAGAUGAGGGGGCCCGACGGUGUCCACAGCAGCACGGGCACACUCCUAACCUCUGACCUCAACAGCCUGCCCGAGGAUGACCAGCGGGCCCUGGCACGCUCCACAGAGGCGCUGAACGUCACCAACGGCGGGCUGUACGCCGAGCGCAACACCCGUACCGAGUCUGCCAAGUCCACACCGCUGCACCGCAACAAGGAUACCGAUACGCUGACCGAGAGUCAGCUGGAGAUCACAGAGUUAUGACUAGCCGAGGCCUCGCUGGUCUGAGAAGAGCCACGACUGAGUGGAGUGUCCUACUGCUGUCCCCCUGCCUCCUCCCCUCAAAAACUGAAGGUCAGACACUGACCAGGAUACAGCCAUGGGAGAUUGGGGAAAGUGGGUAGAGGGCCAGGGGUUGGAGGAGGUGGAGUGUGUGCAGUCCGGGAACUUCAAAUGCCAGUGAAGAUCUUUGUGAGCCAUGGAUGGCAUGUGUGAGGGAUCCUUUCAAAGAUGGAUUUUAAUUUGAUUUAAUGUCUGAUGGUGGACCAAAUGCAAAGGCCUACGUGUCAAUCGAAGACCUGGAACAUAGAAUUGCAGACCAAAUUGAAAGACUACUAAGAUUAAACAUGGUGAUAAAGAGGACACUAUGGCCGGCUUGUCUGGGACAUCUCUUGCAGGACACCAUUUGGUCUCCUACAGUCAUUCUAAGAUCAAGGUGGAGAGAGGCCAAGACUGGUUUUUAUAAGGACAGAUCUGUCCAAUAACAGCCUAGACCUUGUCAUGUGACUGUCCCACCACACUGUCAGACAGAAGUACACAGUGUCCUUCUGGAGUUACGUCCUAGGUUGCACACACUCCCACACACAAAAAAAGCCACAGACCAGCGAACGGCCACCAAAUGGACUGUAGAAAAUAGUUACAUUUCUAUGUCAUGUAAAAAAAAAAUAUUUACUGUAAAAGAGGUAAGGGAUGAGCACUGAUUGGGUGAGGAAGGGAAGAUCGAUAAGGACAUUAUUUGAGUUGAGAGGACUUCUGUUCUGUCUCCCAAUGAAUGGGGAAUCUUGGGUAUCCUGAAUUUAGAGACCUAACUGGACACCAACAGACAUAGGUCAUGAUAUUUGACUACAGAAGGACUUCUAUGUGUAAUGAUGUCAUCAUUGAGGAGCACAGAUGAAGAACGUUCUGAAGAGGAGGCUUUGUCUGGAUAUUCGCACAAGAGACCAUUUCAGUAUGCAGGGGGUUAAUAAAUAAACCCACUCUGCUAUAGUGGGCCAGUAGCCUGGUUAAACCAGACUGAACGCUGAGCUCGCCACUGUAACAGUGAAAUCCGUUUCGCAUGCCAGGCUAGUGGCCCAGCAGAGCAGCUCUAGGACUGGAUGAACCCAUAAUAAAAAGAGAACACUUAUAGACAGCCACAGCGAGCGCAUUCAAUACAGUUCUUCACUUCUCAAGUUACAUGAGCAAUAUGACAAUGAAAAUAAUAAUUGGGACUGAGUAAGAGUGGAACAAUGCCUCAUAUUCGGGCUAGUCAAUCCGUAGCACUGAAGAUCUGUGGUAUAGCAAGAUUGAAAUAUAAAGGUAAUUUCCGAUUGAGCCGAUAUAUGUAGUGUUUACCGUGAAUGCAGUCUCCGAGAAUGCUGAAACAAUGCCUUUAAAUUUCAAUCGCACUAUACCCCGAUUCUUCAGCCCUUGGAUUGCUAGGAGGGGUAAGGGUGGGAGUAUAUAAAAAAAAAAUGAAAAUUUGUGGGUAACAUAAGAGGGCAUGCUGCCCCACAAAAAAUACUUGACACUGCCACCAGAGUUCAUGGUAAAAAAAUAAACUAAAAAAAUAUGGCCCUUCGAGAAAAUAUUUUGGAAGAAAAAAAUGCUGCUUUACCAAAAUGGGUAAAGCCAAAAUGGAUGUUUGGAAUAUGUGUACUACAUUGUACUUUGGAGACAUUUGUCUGUUUUCCUUUUGUGUAGCAACUGUUUCCCAACCUGAGUGUUUAGCAUGAUUUAUUUUUAUACUCCAGUUUUGAACGUUUUAAUUUGUCUUUAUUCUCACCAGCCCUGAGAAACGUGUUGAGAAAUAUUGUUGGUGGAUGAUCUGUGAUAAAAAAAUAAAUAUGCAACUGCCUCCGCCCCGGGGUCAGUGGGUUGAUAGGA